Molecule: messenger RNA, 896 nt
Organism: Vespa mandarinia (Asian giant hornet)
Lineage: Eukaryota; Metazoa; Arthropoda; Insecta; Hymenoptera; Vespidae
Product: mediator of RNA polymerase II transcription subunit 27-like
Biological process (GO): regulation of transcription by RNA polymerase II
Cellular component (GO): mediator complex
Molecular function (GO): transcription coactivator activity
Source: RefSeq, a predicted model, not a curated record
UACAGUAAAAUCGGUUUCAUAGUUUAAAAUUGAACUAUUAAAGAGUGUGAUAACGUAACCUCACUAAUAUUGAAUAUAUUCUCUUACAUAUUAAUUGUAUAUUUAUUAAUCUUUAUUAAGAAAAAAAAAAUAAAUAAUGGAACAAUUGGAAGAAGCAUUGCUAGCAAUAAUAGUAUUACGUACUAGUGUUGAUCAAUUUUUCGGAGUUUUUCUAAAUAAUUUACAUGAAGAAAAUGAAUAUAAACAUGUCGUACGUUUACAAGGAUUAAUGACAACAAUUAAUAUAAAUUUAAGAAAUUUAACUGAAAAAAUUAAAAUUUUGGAUCCGCUAUUAUAUCCAUUAAAUUUGGGAAGCAUAACUGAUCUCGAUGAGGAGACUGCAGAGCAAAGGCAAGUCAAUUCUAUGAUAACUACCUUAAAUCAAUUGUUUGAUGAUAUGACAGUGUCUGUAUCCAAAUCGGUCACAUCAAUUGCAACAUUUGAUGUUAUAUUAGGACAUGUCUUAAAGGCAGUAAUAGUAAUUAGGGGCAUAGUGAUCGAAUGGGUUGUUAUAAAAGGUUAUGAAGAAUCAAUGGAUUUGUGGACACAAUCGAGGCAUAAAGUCUUCAGAAAAGUAACAGAAAAUGCUCUUGCUGCUAUGUUACACUUUUAUUCUACAGAAUGUCCUGAAUUAGCUGUACAAUCAUUUAUGAUUUGGUUGCAUAGUUUAAUCAAUUUGUUCAUUGAACCAUGCAAACAUUGUGGUCUAUAUCUAAAACAAGUUUCACUUCCAACGUGGAGAGAUUUUAAUACUUACGAAGCAUAUCAUGAAGAAUGUAAAUCUUGUGAUAUAACUGAAGAUUUUAUAAGUUCAAAUUAAAUCCAUUACUUUUCAUAGAAUUUUUCUUUUGUAAAAU